This is a messenger RNA of Phytophthora nicotianae INRA-310, 1548 nucleotides long. RefSeq lists its product as hypothetical. Gene Ontology annotation, molecular function: heme binding; oxidoreductase activity, acting on paired donors, with incorporation or reduction of molecular oxygen; monooxygenase activity. The coding region runs from base 1 to 1548 and encodes 515 amino acids. Lineage: Eukaryota; Oomycota; Peronosporomycetes; Peronosporales; Peronosporaceae. The record is from RefSeq and is a predicted model, not a curated record. The transcript has a single exon.
AUGUGGUCAAGUGCAAGCCACGACGGAACGCAGCAGUCUGCACUGCUGGCACUCGGAGCGUUAACCGCAGUCUACGCGUCUUGGAAGCUGCUCAACAUGCCUGCCCCUGUACCGGAUCCAUGCAUGGAGGAUCUCUUCCGUCCUGCUUCAACACUGCCCAUUCUUGGUAAUACUUUGGACGUUCUUCUCUUCAACCGCUAUCGCAUGAGCGACUGGAUCAACGACCAAACUGAUGCAAGUGAAGGCAAACCGUGGAUCCUGCAACUGCUUUUCCAACCGCCCUGGGUCGUGCUCUCCAUGCCCAAUGAUCUCCACGAUGUAUUCGUGGACAAAUUCGACGUCUUCGAGAAAGGAGGAACCCUCGGAGACAUCUCGUUCGAUGUGCUCGGUUACGGACUACUUAACGUCAACGGGGACAAGUGGAAACAGCAGCGUCGAGCUGCCAGUCACCUCUUCUCGACCAAAAGCAUUCGUGAAGUCAUGGAACCGGUUAUCCGCGAGAAAACACUGCAACUUCGUGACGUCCUGGCGCAAUGUGCAGACCGCGAACAAACUGUCAGUAUGAAGUCGCUAUUGGGCAAAUUCACGAGCGACGUGUUCACCCGCAUCGGUUUCGGCGUAGAGCUUAACCAACUCGGUGGAGACGUUCACAUUGAUGAGAUGCACCCGUUAGAUAUCGCACUCCAUGCAGUGCAGAACCGAUUUCAGACUCCCAUGUGGAUGUGGAAACUCGCGCGAUUCUUUAAUAUCGGCGCUGAAAAGCGACUACGUGAUAACAUGAAGAUUGUCAAUGACAUGGUGCGUGAUAUUAUGGUUCGAUCCAUUACUGAGAAGACUCUGGACGAGAGGAAGAACCUGCUUACAUUGUUGAUGAACGACAAUGUCAACGCUGAUCCACGUGAACUACAAGACACAGCGGUUAACUUCUUUAUCGCUGGGAAGGACACGACGUCUUUCAGUCUGUCGUGGCUCAUUGUGAUGAUGAACCGCCAUCCACGAGUUCUUGGAAAGAUUCGUGAAGAGAUCCGAACUGUACUGCCGGGUUUAUUAACUGGAGAAAUAGAGGCGCCAACACUUGAGGACACGCAGAAACUCGUGUACUUAGAUGCAGCAGUGAAGGAGAGUGUACGUCUGUGGUCUGUUUCCACGUAUCGGUGUGCGACUCGUGACACAACACUUACGGACGGUGCGUUCAUCAAGAAAGGAACCGUGGUGGUCGUGUCGAAGUACGCCGCUGCCCGACGCACGAACGUGUGGGGAGAGGACGCAGCGGAAUACAGACCUGAACGUUGGUUCGACGAGAAAACCGGGGAGCUGAAGAACAUCUCACCACCGAAGUUCAUCACGUUUAGUACAGGUCCACGCAAGUGCAUUGGAAUGCGUCUUGCUAUGCUGGAGAUGAAGACUGUCGUGGCCGUGCUUUUCAGUCGCUUCGACAUUGAGACGGUGGAAGACCCGUUCAAAAUCACCUACGACUUCUCCUUUGUGCUACCGGUCAAAGGUCCAUUGGCUGUGCGAAUCCGUAAACGCAUCGAUUCCACCGUCUAA